Molecule: messenger RNA, 1434 nt
Organism: Fusarium poae
Lineage: Eukaryota; Fungi; Ascomycota; Sordariomycetes; Hypocreales; Nectriaceae
Exons: 2
Coding region: 1-1434 (477 amino acids)
Biological process (GO): heme A biosynthetic process
Cellular component (GO): mitochondrial inner membrane
Molecular function (GO): oxidoreductase activity, acting on NAD(P)H, heme protein as acceptor
Source: RefSeq, a predicted model, not a curated record
AUGGCGUCCUUCUUCGCCCCCGGGUUCCGGAGGUUACUCUUUCAGGCCUCGAUUACAGCAUCGGGGCCUUCAAAGUUCUUCGUCUGCAACCGAUGUCUUGGAACUGCUCCCCGGAGCAUGUCCUCUCGAGUUCUUAACGCUGUCCGAUCACGAUCCUACGCAGGUGCUGCUGUGAGCAAGUCAAUCGGAUCCAUCGCUGAGCAGGCUUCUGUUCGCGCAUCUCCCUCUGUUUCUCAGGCUGCCAAGAAGGCAUGGCCUGAAUCGGACCCCAGGGGCGUCGGCCUCUGGCUUAUUGGCAGUGCUGUUAGUGUUUUCGGUAUCGUUGUUUUUGGUGGUCUGACACGGUUGACUGAGUCUGGCCUGAGUAUCACUGAAUGGAGACCUGUCACCGGUUCGCUUCCUCCCAUGUCAAGGGAGGAUUGGGAUUCCGAAUUCGAAAAGUACCGCGCUUCGCCCGAGUUCAAGCUUCUCAACCCACACAUGGAUCUCGAAGAGUUCAAGAAAAUCUACUUUAUGGAAUGGUUUCACCGUGUUUGGGGUCGUUUCAUUGGCCUGACCUUUGUCGUUCCUACCGCCUACCUCGUUGCUCGUCGCAAAGUUACUCCCAAGAUGGCUUUGAACCUUGCUGGAAUUUCUGCCUUGAUUGGUUUCCAAGGCAUUAUCGGCUGGUGGAUGGUCAAGUCUGGUCUCAAAGAUGAUCUGUUCGCUCCUGGCUCUCACCCUCGUGUCUCCCAAUACCGCCUCACUACUCAUCUUGCCACCGCCUUCGUCUGCUACUCCUGGAUGCUUGUCUCUGGUCUUACUGUUCUGCGAACUCGCCGCUGGCUCAUGAACCCUGAGGCAGCUAUGAAGCAGAUCGGCGAAAUGAGCCAGCCUGGUCUUCGCACAAUGCGCCGUGUCGUCUUUGCCCUUGCCGCGCUGACCUUCACUACUGCCAUGUCUGGUGGACUCGUUGCUGGCCUCGACGCUGGACUGAUCUACAACGAGUUCCCCAAGAUGGGUCUCGGUAUCUUCCCCCCCAAACAGGAGCUGUUUGACAAGUUCUAUUCGCGAAAGGAAGACCAUUCUGAUCUCUGGUGGCGUAACAUGCUCGAGAACCCUAGCACUGUCCAGAUGAACCACCGGAUCCUUGCCGUGACUACGUUUACCUCCAUUCUUUCUCUUUUCAUCUACGCUCGCACCAGGCGUGUCAAGGCCAUCCUCCCCACCAAUAUCAAGAAGGGCGCCAACGGCCUUUUCCACAUGGUAUCGCUUCAGGUCGCUCUCGGUAUCAGCACUCUCAUCUACAUGGUGCCUAUCUCCCUUGCAGCAGCUCACCAAGCUGGUGCUUUGGGUGUCUUGACUAUGGCCCUCGUGUUGGCUCACAGGCUGCAUAUUCCCAAGCCUACUCUUCGUCUUCUUGAGAAGCGACUGAAGGCGGCUGCUGCUAAAUAG